This is a messenger RNA of Physcomitrium patens, 2954 nucleotides long. The record is from RefSeq and is a predicted model, not a curated record. NCBI's taxonomy places the organism in Eukaryota, Viridiplantae, Streptophyta, Bryopsida, Funariales, Funariaceae.
AUGAGGCUCCUACAUCGCGAGGAGCUUUCGUUGCAGCACCGCUGCGUCUCGAUGGUUUUGGUAGAAAUCAUACCAGGACCUGUAAAGGAGAAUUUGUUACAGAGGGUUGCAUUUGCUUGCUUGACUAUAAGCUAUAUGAGGACAUCGUAUAGCGAUUUUCAGUCACCUGAUAAACUUAGAUUUGAGUCGGGAAACCGACUAACAGCAAUUUGCGCGUUGACGCCCAAUAAUUCUAGUUUAAGUACGAGCAGAAUUCCUGAUACCCGUUUUUACAAGGUUUUGUUUGGAGCAUCUGUAGCCGCUCGGGAAGUAGAAGAGAAAGAUCAUUGUCAUGGGUCGUGUGAUCAUGAUCACUCCCAUCCACAUUCCCAUUCUCACUCCCACUCUCAUUCUCAUUCCCACUCCCAUUCCCAUUCUCACUCUCAUUUGGAGCCCCACGAAGAACACCACACACAUUCGCACUGUUGUAAACAUAAUCACGGACAUUCGACCACCUUGAAUGCUGUACAGAGGUUGAUAAAGAGGGCAGCAGAAGUGCUUGGAAUCGCUGGAUUAGCGAAGGCAUGGGGAGACAACAUCACUGUUGUUUGUGCUUCAACAGCUCUUUUGUUGCUGGAAGCUAUUGCUCCGUUGGUUUUUCCCCAGGCUGCCUCCUACCAAAAUCUUCUUGUAUAUUCCGCUAUUCCACUUAUAGGGGUGCCAGCUUUGUUAGAUGCUAUUAUUGAUGUAGCAGGAGGGAAUGUCAAUAUCCAUGUCCUUAUAGCGUUCGCAGCUUUGGCAUCAGUAUUCAUGGGAAAUGCCUUGGAAGGCGGUCUUCUUCUUGCAAUGUUUAGCUUGUCUCACCAAGCGGAGCACUAUUUCACAGAGGAGGCAAUGGGUGAUGUUAAGACACUGAAAGACAGAAAUCCAGAGUCUGCUCUGGUUUUGGAUGAAUUUGAUCAGAGUAAACCUCCUCCUCUUUCAUCAGUCCCUUCCAAAGAGGUGGCUGUGAAAGAUGUUGCUGUAGGUUCCUAUGUGUUGGUUAAAGCUGGUGAGGUAGUCCCAGUGGAUGGAGAUGUGUAUGAUGGAAAGGCAACUGUGACAGUAGAUCAUCUAACAGGAGAGGCCACUCCCAUUGAGAAGCAAGCAGGUGAUUUCAUUCCCGGUGGUGCCCGCAACUUGGAUGGAAUCAUGAUUGUUAAGACAACAAAGGUGUGGUCGGAGUCAACAGUGGCUCGAAUAAUGGAAUUGACGAGGGAGGUACAAUCAAGUAGGCCAAAGCUGGAGCGGUGGCUUGAUGAAUUUACUGAAGUAUACAGUCAAUUGGUGGUCGUCAUGUCUGUGGCCGUUGCUCUGCUUGGACCUCUUUUAUUCAAGUGGCCUUUUAUGAGCUCUCAAGGUGUUCGAGGUUCUCUUUAUCGGGCGUUAGGCCUGAUGGUAUCUGCUUCACCCUGUGCUUUAGCAGUCGCCCCUCUUGCAUAUGCGACUGUCGUUAGCGCCUGCGCUAAUAAGGGUAUUCUUUUGAAAGGAGGAGAGGUGUUUGACGCAUUAUCAGCAUGUAAUACCGUAGCAUUUGACAAAACUGGAACCCUUACUACUGGAGAACUUCGAUGCAAGGCAAUAGAGCCGCUGCAUGGUCAUCACUUGUCAUCAGAUACAUGUUGUACCCCCUCUUGUGAAGGAGAAGCACUAGCAAUUGCAGCUGCAAUGGAGAGAGGGGCUACGCAUCCCAUUGCACGGGCUGUCGUAGAGCAUUCUCAAGGAAAGAGCCUUCCAGGAGUUGAGGUUGACGACUUCGAAUCUAUUCCUGGGCAAGGACUAGCAGCUGUUGUGAGCACAGAGGUGGGAGUGAAGGCAAGUCAGAAGGCACGCUUGGGCUCCGUGGAAUAUGUGGCAUCUUCACAAUCAAGCUCUUGGGAGGCUGCAAAGAUAAGGGAAGCUGCUGGCAACUCUGUGUACAGUAAGGAGCUGGUCCAGGCUGCGCUCUCUGUGGAUAGAAAGAUUACUCUGUUUCAUUUUGAGGAUGAAUUGAGGAAGAAUGCAGCUGCUGUAGUGAACUGUUUGAAGCGUCAGUGUGGUCUACGCGUAUUAAUGUUGACUGGAGAUAAUGCAACGGCCGCAGAAAGAGUGGUAAAUCUAGUGGAAAUUGAUGAGUUUCAUGCGGGAGUGAAGCCAGAAGACAAGCUUUCUCGAGUGAAGCGUUUGACACAGGAAAAAGGCGGGGGUCUCGUUAUGGUUGGAGACGGAAUCAAUGAUGAUCCCGCGUUAGCGGCUGCAACAGUUGAUAUUGUGCUCGCAAAAAACGCAAGUGCAACAGCCGUGCAAGUGGCGGAUGUACUUCUGCUACAGCACGCAAUUGAUGGCGUACCCUUCGUCAUCGCCAAAGCCCAUCAAACGACUUCUUUGAUUAAGCAAAGCGUUGCCCUUGCACUACUUUCUAUAUUCCUGGCUGGUCUGCCCUCUGUUUUAGGAGUAUUACCUCUUUGGCUUACGGUACUGUUGCAUGAAGGCGGCACAUUACUUGUAUGUGCGAAUUCUGUGAGAGCAUUGAAGAAUCCUUCAUCCUCGCUAAAUCCCUGGAAACCGCUGAAAGGACUCUCGUCGUUGACAACAUACUUCAAAGAAAGCAAAUCUUCUAUACCGAAUAUCCAAUCUGCCGGACAGAUUCCCACUUAAUGUAUUGGCGAUUCUGGGAUUCUACUGAUUAGAUCGUAUGUUAAUCUUAGACUCACGGCAGGUAAUAUAAUGUUGAUAGUGUCCAACUCCUGUAAUGCUACUGUAGAUUAUUAUCGUUGCAUUUUUGUGCUAUUGUUUUCAUCAAAUCAGGCCUGUAGCUGUCCACGAGACUUGGGGUUAUAAACUGCUCACUUUGUGAAGAUUGCACGGAAUUUACUUGCGUGGGUUGAGGCUCCAAGCCUUUAAACUUCACCAUUGCAAUUGUAAAAUAAGGCUUAUGUGUCUUAAAGGCUUGGAAA